Messenger RNA from Phytophthora infestans T30-4, 1089 nucleotides. RefSeq lists its product as uncharacterized. The record is from RefSeq and is a predicted model, not a curated record. The transcript is spliced from 5 exons. NCBI's taxonomy places the organism in Eukaryota, Oomycota, Peronosporomycetes, Peronosporales, Peronosporaceae. The coding region runs from base 1 to 1089 and encodes 362 amino acids.
AUGAGAGAGACGAUGCCGUUCUUUGUGAGCUCGUUGCGUGCCAUAGACGACUGGAAGCGGAUCCAUGCGAAACGUGCCGACGCUAUCACUCAAGCUGAACUGGAUGCGAACGCCAAGUACGUCAAGAGCCCGUUUGCUCGCUCGAUGAACAUUGAAGACUUGUUACGGUUCUUGGACGACACUGUAUUGGACAUCAACUUUAUGGUUCAACUGCCUUCGAUCGAGAAAUGUCUGGACAAGUGGUGGAAGGUCUACGCACAUGGAAAACACGUGAUCGACCAGGAAAUUCUGCGUAGUGUCUACUACGACCUCGCGUUUGUACUGGUGGAGGCUAAAACCGAAACACUUCACAAGAACUCCGUGUCCAUGAUCUUGCGAGCUAGUUGGACCAAGUGGAGUCCGAAGGAGCCACCACUGGGCAAAAGCGAGUUCUUCCGUCUGCUCUUUAUCCUCGCACAUCUGAUGACGACUACUGAUCGGUUGGGUGACUACAUUGUUUUCUUCGACGAUACCAUGAGUAAGGUCUCACGCAAAUAUCAGCAGAAGCAGAUGCGGACUGAGCAGCACAGUCGACGUCCAAGAUCUCGCCGGAAAUCGACGCUGGACGAGAUACUACGAGGUGGGAGUCCUGGCUUUCCCACGUUUGGAGCUUCUCCUAAUCAAGUGCUGAAUGUUCAAAUGGGUCGAGUGCCAUUGCAAAGCGAAGCAUAUCUAUCGGACGACGAAGAGCAAGCAGGCGAUUGCUUCGUGGAGCUUUUGGAGCGGAACUCGCGAUAUCAACGUGUCGUGGUGGACCCUUUACUGAACGACAGGCGCUUUCAAGACAAGUUCAGACAACCUGGAGGAGCUAACAGCAACACAAGGUCGAUGAACGACAUGCUUGUUGCGUCGAACCCGAGUAGCAACAAGUACUGCCCACCUGAACUCAUGCGGAGAAGUUUGUCAAGAGUUACGUUGAGAACUCGUGUUGAUAGAAAUAAGGCAGCUGGGGCGGAACGACUGAAGAACAGAGGGCAUGAAGGUCUAGAGUCUUCACUGAAGAGAGAGGCGAAGCAGAAGAAGGAAAUUUACCUGGCCAUAUCGACGUGA